Messenger RNA from Caenorhabditis bovis, 2805 nucleotides. The record is from the annotation of a GenBank genome assembly. Lineage: Eukaryota; Metazoa; Nematoda; Chromadorea; Rhabditida; Rhabditidae.
AUGUGGAGGCCGAUUAGUAGUAUCCUUAUCAUUUUUCUGCUUUUUCCGACGCCCGCCGAUUCGCGUCGACGAACGAGUCAGGCGAAUCGCGCGUUCGAAGACAACAACAACGAGGAGAAGGUCGAGUUCGGCGCCGUCGAUACAGUGGCACCAUUGGAUCAUGACGAGUCGAUUGUUGCCACCACAACCAUCGCGCCGACAACAGCAACGCCGGAAAAAGAAGAUUUUAUUUGGAUUGAUGCCAGCUAUAAGGCGCUAGAUUUCAAUUUAACCGUCGACUCGCUUCCGGAAUGCGUCGCAUGGCAAAAAUAUUGGAAUGCGACGAACGAGGCGAUCAACGCGAACUCGACCGCUUCAAAUGCUACCGAUGAAGCGGAUGAGAUCGUUGAGAAGCUCAAAGAGGAGCUCAAGGAGUCGGAGCUCAUCACCAAAAAGAGUCGACUGAAAGAACUCGGGCUGAAUGUUGAGCUUCUCACAAUCUACAAGGCUGUCGGGCUUUUCUACAAGGAGAUUUGCGGGAAUCACGGCCGAAGCCUUUGGUAUCGAAGUCGCGAAGACGCCGCGACAAUCGGCGUCGACUCGUUCUCGCCAAUCUGUGAGCCGUUCAAGGAGGAGCUCAAUCCCGACGAGAAGGCGCUCUCGAAGCUAGCGCUCAAGCUCAACGUUCUCAUUCAAAAUGUCACCGAUGGUGUGAUGGCGCCACUUCGACGCGGUGGCCUCGAAGCGAACAUCACCGAGGAAUCGAAUAGCACAAUGCUGGAAGAUGUUCGGUUGUCGACGACAACAACGUCUCACCCAAAUCUGGCUGCAGUUUCUCAGAUGCCGAAUUCAGUCGAGCCGACGACAUCUGAACCAUCAACGACUAUUCGAGACUUUCCCGAAUACGUUGAAGACCCUGAGAAUCCGUCACAAGUGAUUCUCGUGACCCAUUCGUCAGCUUCAGCUGCCGCCACCACCACCACCACAGAAUUCCCAAGUGAGAUCGAGGUGUACGACGAUGAUAUUUGGGAUUACAAGGAUCUUGAACGUCGAUUCAAGGUGAGGCAUCAGGUAAUCGUCGAUGAUGAUGAUGACAAUUUGAUUCAUCGGCGACGGCGAAGCCGACGACGACGAAGAAGACACCAUCACGUGGUGUUGAAGACACGAAGGAAACGCGACGUCGAGUCGAAUGAGAAAAAGGCGGCGGAAUCGAAAAUCGCAAGCAUCGAGACGAGUCAGGAAGACGAUGAGGAUUGGCUGAGCGUCAAGCAGAUCAUAAAGACCGAAGACGGCGAGACAACAAUCGCCGUCAUCGAGGAAACCGAGCACAAGCUCAAUGGCAAUGCCAGUGAUAUCAAUGCAUGGGUGGAAAUUGACGCCUCAGACAUUAUCAACCCGGUGCUUUUGAUAUCCUCGCGUGAAGCCGUCGACGCUCUCGGCCUCGAAGUCGAUCCGACCGCGUUCAACCGAUUCGAAAGUGUUGGCUUGUACCUACCGGGAAUCUGUUCGGAGUUCGUGCCCAAAGCCAUCGACGAGUUCAACAGCAGCAGUUUCGAGGGCGUCGAGAUCGAGGGUCCCAUCGGCGUGAACAUCACAGCAUUGGAGCUAGCCGGCGUCAAUCUCACCGCGCUUGCGGAGAAACUUCGAAAUGACACCGAAGUCGAUGAGAUCCUCUCAAGAACCAAUGGAUCGUCAAAGAACCUCGGCGGCAGCUUCAUUCUCCCUGUUCUCAACAAGAAUCAGUAUGAUCCGUUCUCGGCGCCCAUCGUGUUCCAAGGAAGCGCCGUCGUCGUCCGCUUCGGAAUCUACAUCGAGAGUAUGAGCAACUUUCAGACGACGACGAUGGAUUACGACAUGGAUAUCUAUCUGAUGAUGUCAUGGCGCGACGCGCGGCUCGUCAACCCAUAUGACAAACCGAUACUGGUGAAGGAGGAGGACAUUCUCGAGAAGAUCUGGCGUCCCGAUCCGUUUUUCGCCAACGCCAAAGAAGCCGAAUUCCACGAGGUCACGUUCCUCAACUUCCUCAUGCGAAUAUUCCCCGACGGUCUCGUGCUCUAUGAAACAAGGGUGAAAAUUAAGCCGAGCUGCAAUUUGAUUUUGUGCAAAUAUCCGCAUGACAAGCAGACAUGCGAUCUAUUGAUCAAAUCAUUUGCCUAUCCGGUGGAGACGGUGCGAUUCGAGUGGUUCACGCGUCGGAAGGACGCCAUCGACAAGAAUCCCGACGUGAAACUUCCCGAGCUCUACAUCGAUCGCUACGAGACGACGACAUGUCCGAACGCGAGGAAAUCGGGCGAAUUCUCGUGCCUUCGCGCUGUGUUUCGUCUGAAGCGCGACGUCGGCUUCCACAUUGCUCAAACCUACGUGCCGACGUCGUUGGCGUUGAUGUUCUCCUGGGUGGGCGUCUGGCUUCCCGAGGAGUUCAUGGAGGGUCGAAUCGGUGUGGCCAUCACCGUGCUGUUGACGUUGUCGACGGAAUCGGCGGGUGCUCGCGAGCAUCUUCCAAGCGUUUCAUAUCUGAAAGCCAUUGAUCUAUGGUUCGGAUUCAUUACUGGCUUCGUGUUCUUCACGCUGCUUCAGACGCUGUUUGUCAUUGGAUUCGACAAACGGGCAAAUCAAUUGCGAAAAUGGGCGGCUCGAAAGACGGCCGACAUCACCGAAGAAGUGCGCGAGGCGCUUCUCCAAAAAGCGACGCGCUACCACAAAACGGGCCGCUAUCUCGACAACUUCUGUCGGGUGUUCUACCCGCUCAGCUUCAUCCUCUUCCUCUUCAUGUACUACUUCGUGUUCACCGAAGGCCGUCAGGACGAUUGCAUGAAUCGUCGAUGA